Molecule: messenger RNA, 5148 nt
Organism: Cryptotermes secundus
Lineage: Eukaryota; Metazoa; Arthropoda; Insecta; Blattodea; Kalotermitidae
Gene: nompA
Exons: 20
Coding region: 145-3552 (1135 amino acids)
Source: RefSeq, a predicted model, not a curated record
AGUGCACUUCAUCUGGUUUGGUGUGGUUAGGUGCAUGAGUGGACCCCAAACGUGUGCCUCGUGGUCGCUAGACGGGACAGUGCCGCCUCGUUACUGGCCCUCAAGUAACAUGUCAACUUGAUUAUCACUGGGACAAGAUUCAAAAUGAAAAGGAAACAUUAUCUUCCCAGUAUGGUGCAAGCAAUCACAGUUCUCACUGUAUUAAAAAUGUUGACCAACGCUCAGACAACGUGUAAUCAAGGAAUUGGCAAAGUAGUUUAUGAACGUUUGCCUGAUCAGCAGCUGCAGGGCUUUGAUGAUGAUGUGGUCAGAGAUACAUCACCACCAUUCCGGGUAUUAGAGAAGUGCCAGGACCUAUGUCUUCGUGAUAGAACAGCAACCAACAACCUCGUCAGAACAUGUACCUCAUUUGACUUCCAACCUGGCAGCCGUAUUGCAUCAUUUAGUGGUGCAGCAGAAUAUGAAGAAUCAACAUGCUAUCUCACUCAUGAGCAAGCACAUCCUGAAGGGAUUGGAAAUCUUGUGCUAGUCCCAAACAGUGUGCAUUUCACUGAGGUCUGCUUAUCAUCAAGUCGCGUGGAAAGAGAGUGCCCGAAUCGGCGCUAUGUAUUCGAACGGCAUCCAAGGAAGAAGCUCAGGCUCCCUGCAAUGGAUUUAAAGCAAGUGACGUCAACAAAUCGCAGUGACUGUGAAGAUAGAUGUUUGAACGAGUUUAGUUUUGUGUGUCGCUCUGCUUCUUAUGAUGCAGCAGCACAUACAUGUUCGUUAAGUCGCUUCACCCGGCGCACACAUCCUGAGCUCCUCGAAGAUGACCCAAAUUGUGACUACUUGGAAAACACCUGUCUGAAUGCAGAAAGACGGUGUGAUGGUCUUGCAGUAUUUGUCAAGGAAGAGAAUAAGAGGCUUGGUGGUCCAUUUGAAGUAGAUCUGUACAGCAAUAAAACGUUAGAAGCUUGCCAGGCGCAGUGUCUCCAAGCUGAGAAGUAUUUCUGCCGGUCAGUUGAAUAUGAUGAGCAGACACACUUGUGUGUGUUAUCCGAGGAGGACUCUGUGUCCCAGAAGGAUGACUUGCGCACAAGCAGCAGUCCUACACAUCACCUGUAUGACCUGGUCUGCUUGGAUAACCCACAAGGGAGUGAAUUCCCUGAUAACUCUGUAACAUCCCACUUGUUUGCUGAUGGCCGCCGCCCAGAUACAGCCUUCCAGCGUUAUCGUAACAGCCGUCUAGGAGGGGAAUUCCACUCAGAAAUUACUGGACGUACAUUGAGUGAAUGUUUAGAUGAAUGCCUACGUCAAGCAAGUUUCCAGUGUCGCUCAGCUGUUUACAGUGAUCGUUUUCGUACAUGCCGACUUAGUCGCUACAAUCAGCGUGAUGGUUUCCGUAUCAUCUAUGAUGCAGAUUAUGAUUACUAUGAAAACCUUAUGACUCGCUAUAUAGAUGGGGAAGGAACAAAUUAUCGUCCCGACCAUUUGGGGCAAGAUUCCAGUCAACAAGGUCAUGGUCAUGGGCGGCCUUCACACAAUAGCUUAGGUGCAGGAGGUGGCAGUUAUGGUGCCAGUGGGGGCUAUGGAGGAAGUGCAGGGUAUGGUGGGCCUGGGUUCGGAGGUGGGGGCAGUGGCUAUAAUGCAUAUGGUGGCCCACAAGGAACAGGAGGGGGUGGAUAUCCAGGAGGUAGCUAUGGAGCAUAUGGUGGGAGUGGCUCUGUUGGUUUUGGAGGGGGAGGGGGAGGAGGAGGAUAUGGAGGAAGUAGUGGCUAUGGUAGCACUGGCCAUGGUGGAUAUGGUGGAUCAGGAUACGGGAGUGGUGCAGGCGGUCCAUAUGGAGGAGAUGGCUUCUAUGGUGGAGGACCAGGGGGUCCAGGAAAACCUUUCUCAAGAUGUGAUGAAGGUGACAGCUAUAGGCAGGUGGGCGUCCGCCUCCGGAUGAGAAGGCCAUUUGUUCGGCGCUUCAUGUCUGUUCCAUCAUUGCGUCUCUGUGAACAAGAGUGUGCAGAUUCUAGGGAAUUUGUCUGCCGAUCUUUCAAUUACAGAGCUUAUGCAGUUCCAUAUGGAUCUGAGAGAGAAAACUGCGAGCUGAGUGAUCGAGAUUCUCGUGAUUUGGACAUCAACAAUCCGUCUUAUUUUGAGACCACAGGAGAUUAUGACUUCUAUGAGAGAUUUGGAGGCCGUAGUGGAGGGGACUGUCUGGAUGUGAGCCAGUCAUGCAAUGAAGACGGAAUGGAGUUCACUUUGCGUACUCCAGAGGGCUUCAUUGGGCGGAUAUACACAUAUGGAUAUUAUGACCGCUGCUUUUUCCGUGGAAAUGGAGGCACAGCUAAUGUACUGAGAAUAAGUGGUGCACAAGGCUACCCUGAAUGUGGUACACAAAGGUAUGGCGAUACCAUGACCAACAUUGUAGUGGUGCAGUUUAGUGAUUAUGUGCAGACUGGAAGGGACAAGCGAUACAAUUUGACAUGCUUGUUCCGAGGACCAGGGGAAGCUGUAGUUACGUCAGGAUAUAUUGGUGCAGGAGCUGGCAGUCCCAUUCCAAUUGAGUACCUCCCAGCUGAAAAUUCAUUGAGCUCCAGAGUGCGUCUGUUGAUCUUGUACCAGGGGCGUCCAACUACAACCAUAGCUGUUGGUGACCCUCUGACCUUCCGGCUUGAGGCCCAAGAUGGUUAUAAUUAUGUAUCAGAUAUCUUUGCAACAAAUGUCAUUGCAAGAGAUCCUUAUUCUGGGCGAUCAGUGCAACUCAUAGAUAGAUAUGGAUGUCCGGUAGACAACUAUGUGUUCCCAGGACUUGAUCGCUCAAGAGCUGGUGACGGUCUGGAGGCUAGAUUCAAUGCCUUCAAAAUACCUGAAUCAAACUUUCUGGUGUUUGAAGCAACAGUACGAACAUGCAGAGAGGGAUGUCAGCCAGCGUACUGCACAGGACAUGCAGGACGCAAUGAGCCCUCAUUUGGCAGAAAGAAGAGAGAGCUGAAUGAAACAGAACAGAUGGAGCAACAAAAGGAUGCAACAAACAGCACAGAGGAAGAGGAACAAGUUCGAGAAAUGAUAGAGGUGUUUGAAUCUCGACAUGAGUUGCUACAGGAAGAGAACGUGGAGCCUACUGCAGAGACCGUGUGCCUCACACAUGGAGAAUAUUAUGGUCUAGUAUCUGCAGUCAUCAUUAUACUGAUUGUGCUGAUUAUAAUCACUGCAUUUGCUGGAAUAUGCUACCGACGAUACUGGUCACUGGAGACAAAGAACAGAGCAGCUGAUGGCACAACAGCAUCAUCAACUUCUGGGCCAUACCCACCUAGCAGGAACAACAACUAUUCAUUCCUUAUGCCUGGAGCACGAAAAGCAUUCGAGACAAGCUUCUCUUCAAGCAUUCCAAGACCACCAGGCUGCAAGACACAAAUCCAUAAUGGCGAUACAUCCAUUGUUUCAACAGCUGGAAAUGCCCGAACAUUUGAUGACCCCAGUGAACCCAUCUACACAGACCCAUCCCUCUUUGAACGGUCCCGCAGCUUGAGAAGUAUUGCAGUGUCUCAAGCAGGUCAGCACUGUCAGAAGGUCAACAUCUGAUUCUGCCCAUCUUGAUGCAUCAGCGUUUUGAAUACAUGAAAGAGUCUGCUCCACCCAUAUGGAUGUAACUGCCAGUUUGCAAUUUGUAACCUGACAAGUAUAAUAACUGCUAUGAUUUUUACAUCAUUUCUACACAAUUCUACAUAGCAAAAGAUUACAGAAAAAAUUGUUCUAAUGAAAAUACUGGAGGAGAACCUAUUUGCUACAUAAAGUCAGCUUCAUUUGCAUGAAACACUGCCCGACAAUGACUUCACACUGGCAACAGUUGGUGUAACUUUAUCUCUUACUGUGUUUGUAUCUGUGAUCUAUUUCUUAUGAGGUACUGAUCUGGGAACAGUGUUGUGUUUCUAAUCUUCUUUCUGCACUUACAAAUUAGUUAUCAUUAAUGUGUAAUGUACAAUGAGGUAACACUUUUCACGUACUUCCUACUCUAGAAUAAAGACAUAUAGUAAGUAGUCAUUCAUUUUGUAUUUGUUGCGAUUUAAGUUAUGUAUGUGUAUCACUAUGAUACAUGCUGAUAUUAUAUAAUUUAACAUUGGAAAUUUCUUUUGAAGUCAACAAUAUACAUCUGGGUUGACCACAGUCAAUGUCAGCUCAGAGGUAGCAAGUUGAUGUUUAAAAUAUUUUCAAUGAUUUACAUUUUAAGUAAAGACAGUGCAAACCAGCAUACAUCCUAAGCGAGGAUCAUCAGCUUAUAUGAAUAAAGAAACACAGUAUGCUGUUAAUGUGCAAACACUUGAUACUAGACCUCUAUUAGAUGAAUAUAAGAGUGUUAAUGCACAGUGGUGCUCAUAUUUCCAAAGUCCUAUUUUAAAUAUUCACAUCUAUAUCUCAAAUGUGUGAAUUCCUCAUAAAAAGUAAAUUCCUACAUUACUCUUCAAGGAAUGCACCCUGUUGUGUUGAGGGUUUUAUAUAUAUAGACACACAUAUCCUAAAUUACUUGUGACACAAGUACUGAAAAUAAGAUUAAAAUUUACCACUGAAUUGUUCUAUAACUUGCAUGCAAUAAUUUUAAAUUUAAAACCUUAAUUCCAUGCUAUAUAUACUAUUUGAGAUUAUUAAAUGAACCAACAAAUAAGAAAAGAAAGGAGGAAGUAUCAUAAGUACUCAAUAAUCUAACAUCAGGACUCAGUGUAGGUUUAAAAUAACGUCACCUGAAACGUUUUGCACCCUCAUACCCUAAUACAGAGCCUUGUGUUAAAUUUUGUCAUCCUAAUUUGAGGAUUUGCAUAGAUUGUAGUCUACAAACUUCAACUACUCUACUGUAGGAUAAAAACACAGCAGUACUUUACAUAUGCCCUUUCUGAUGCUUGUCUAACUUCUGAAGAUAAUGGACACUAGCACCACAGCAAAACCAUCACAUCAGUCAGAUAAUCUGAUGUUCCAUAUUGGUAAAAUGAUUCUUCUGCCUUCUAGAAUUUCAGAUCAGCAGAAUAUAUUUGUCUUUAUUGUCCAAUAAGAAAUCUUUCAUCCAUUAUAAUUAUACUUAAUUAUGUAGCAAAUAUCCUGCUGUUUUGAUAACUAGAGGCGGGACAUUCUCUGGUAGGGGUUGGAAGUAUACAGUUGUAAUAUGAAAUUGUCAUUUUUAUUUAUAAA